AUGGAAUGCAAUCGGGACAAUGCGAAUCGCAUAAUAGACGAAUAUAUCUCAGGCUUAGGAGACAGCUUGCGGUAUUUGAACCAGAGCAUCCAUGACAACCCUGAGCUUGCAUACCAGGAACAACAUGCCCAUGCAACCAUAUGUAAUUUCCUAGAAAAGCGCACUACUAUUCCUGUGACUCGGAGCGCAUACGGUCUCGCCACGGCAUUCGAGGCCGUCAGCGGCUCUGGCGGGAAAUGCAUCAACUUCAAUGCUGAGUAUGAUGCUCUUCCCGGCAUUGGACAUGCCUGCGGGCACAAUCUCAUCGCAACGGCGAGUGUGACGGGCUUCCUGGCUUUAUCACAUUUGAUCGAACGAUCGGGGAUAUCUGGACGGGCUCAGCUGCUCGGGACGCCUGCGGAAGAAGAUGGAGGCGGAAAGAUCGAUCUGUUGAAGGCUGGCGCAUACGACAAAGCUGAUGUAUCGUUGAUGAUACACCCAACCUCAGAUCAACCCCUUCAUGGACACGGAAUCACCGGAGUAGCCGGCCAGACAUCCAUCUCCUGCUUCGAUCUCAUCUGCAUAUACGAGGGGGUCAGCGCCCACGCCAGCGCCAACCCCUGGGAUGGAGUCAACGCCCUGGACGCCAUCGUCUGCGCAUACAACAACAUCUCAAUGCUGCGGCAGCAAAUCAAGCCCGAAGAAAGAAUCCACGGAGCCAUCAUGGAAGCGCCUAAGAUCACCAACGCCAUACCCGAAAAGACAGUCACCAAGUACACCGUCCGCUCGUCGUCUAUGAAGAAUACAGCCAUCCUUGGAGAGCGCGUGCGUGCAUGCUUGCAAGCCGGAGCUCUCGCAACAGGCUGUAAGCUUCAUAUCGAGGAAACCCCACUCUACGCCGACUUGCGAGUCAACGAGCCUCUCUGCGACGAAUUCGCCAAAUGCAUGGCAGAGCAGGGAGAAAAGGUUCAGACCGUGCAUGAUGAUCCUAUACCGGGGUCAACGGACCAGGGAAAUGUCAGUUACGCUCUUCCGGGGUUGCAUGCUAACAUUGGGAUCCCGGUCUCGAGCGGUGCGUUUCCACAUACUCGUGAUUUUUGUACGGCUGCGGGAGAAGCAGCGGCUCAUGAUGUUAUUCUCAAGGCUGCAAAGGCCAUGGCAAUGACAGGAUGGGCUCUUUUGACUGAUGAUUCAUUGUAUGGGAGGGUUAAGGAUGCCUUUGAUCAGGAUUGUAAACUACGUUAG
Messenger RNA from Aspergillus melleus, 1224 nucleotides. RefSeq names its product M20 family metallopeptidase. The record is from RefSeq and is a predicted model, not a curated record. The coding region runs from base 1 to 1224 and encodes 407 amino acids. Gene Ontology annotation, molecular function: dipeptidase activity. The transcript has 3 exons. NCBI's taxonomy places the organism in Eukaryota, Fungi, Ascomycota, Eurotiomycetes, Eurotiales, Aspergillaceae.